This is a messenger RNA of Siniperca chuatsi (mandarin fish), 3700 nucleotides long. RefSeq names its product proprotein convertase subtilisin/kexin type 7 (gene pcsk7). Lineage: Eukaryota; Metazoa; Chordata; Actinopteri; Centrarchiformes; Sinipercidae. Gene Ontology annotation, biological process: protein processing. The record is from RefSeq and is a predicted model, not a curated record. Gene Ontology annotation, cellular component: Golgi membrane; trans-Golgi network. The coding region runs from base 293 to 2650 and encodes 785 amino acids. Gene Ontology annotation, molecular function: serine-type endopeptidase activity. The transcript has 19 exons.
UAUGGAUCUGGACCAAUCAGAUGGCACGCACGAUGGUUGCGCGACAGCUGCAUGACGUAGUACGUUUAGGUUGUGACUUGUGUGUUACGGAAAUGAGAUGACAAGCUCAACGUUACUCACACAUUUCACAAGUAAUAGAUGAGAAAAAACAAGUUCAGUGGAAAGAUAUUUGACUAACAGUUACAGAGCAGCUGGCAGGGGUUCGGUGUUUUGCUCAAGGACAAUUAAACAAGGUUGCUGUUCAGAUGAGGAAGGCUGGCCUGGUUGACCCUGUGUGUCACCCUCUGUUGCCAUGGCAAAGCCCUAUUUUCCCACAUUCCUGCUCCUCCUUUUUCUGUCCUCCUCCACCCUCUUGCUUCUGACCCUCCUGCCCUCCGUUGCUCCAUCGAUUCCCUUUUUUUCCUCCACUCCUACCUCGCCUUGGAGGUCACUCUCCUGCGGCCUGGGUCAGUCCUGGGCUGUCCGGCUCCACGCUGGCCCACAUCAUGAGGAAGAAGAUGGUGAACAGAGCUCUGUGCACCUGGAUGUGAUAGCUGAUAGGGUAGCAGAGCAGGCUGGGCUGCAGAACCAGGGCCAGAUUGGAGAGCUGGAAGGCCACUACCUGAUGUGUUCUGUCAAGCCUGGAACUGGAUCUGUGGCUGGUGUUUGGAGCAAGAGUGUCCAGCCUGGUGAUGUCCUGGCAGCCCACCCUCAUGUCCUGUGGCACUCCCAGGAGAGAGUGCUUAGCCGCUCUAAGAGAUCAUUGGCCUUCAACGAUCCCUGCUACCCUAAACAGUGGCACCUGCACAAUGAACUCAAUAAGGGUAUGGACAUCAACGUAACAGGAGUGUGGGAGCGCAACAUCACUGGCCGAGGAGUCACGGUGGUGGUGGUAGAUGAUGGGGUGGAACACACCCACCAGGACAUCCAUCCCAACUAUAGUCCAGAGGGCAGUUAUGACCUGAACUCCAAUGACCCAGACCCCAUGCCUCACCCAGACAUCCGCAGCGACAACCACCACGGGACGCGAUGUGCCGGAGAGAUUGCAGCUGUUCCCAACAACAGCUUCUGUGCCGUAGGGGUGGCCUACGGCAGCAAGGUGGCAGGUAUUAGAGUGCUGGACGGCCCACUGACAGACAGCUUGGAGGCCAUAGCCUUCAACAAGCACUACCAGGUCAACGACAUCUACAGCUGCAGUUGGGGUCCAGAUGAUGACGGGCACACUGUGGAUGGACCCCAUCCCCUGGGCAAGGCGGCGCUGCAGCACGGGGUGAUUGCAGGCAGACAAGGCUUCGGCAGCAUCUUUGUGGUUGCCAGUGGCAAUGGAGGUCAAUACAAUGACAACUGCAACUAUGAUGGAUACGCCAACUCCAUCUACACCAUCACAGUCGGAGCGGUCGAUGAGAAAGGCAAGAUGCCCUUCUACGCUGAAGAGUGUGCGUCCAUGCUGGCUGUUACUUUCAGCAGCGGGGGGAGUCCGCUGAGGAGCAUUGUGACAUCAGACUGGUCCAUGCAGAAAGGGACUGGCUGUACGGAUGGUCACACCGGCACGUCUGCCGCGGCCCCCCUGGCGGCAGGAAUGGUGGCCCUCAUGCUGCAGGUCCGUCCCUGUCUCAGCUGGAGGGACGUCCAGCACAUCAUCACCUUCACUGCCACCAAGUGUGACAACACUGCAGACUGGAGGGUGAAUGGAGCCGGUUUCCAUCACAGCCAUCAACACGGCUUCGGUCUGCUCAACGCAUGGAGACUCGUCAAUGCUGCCAAGGUAUGGGAGUCAGUGCCGUUCCUUGUGUCCUAUCAGAGCUCAGUAAUAAAGGAGGAAGCGUCCAUCCCGACCUAUCUCGACGAGCUGGUCCGCACCUGGAAUGUUUCUGCUGCUGACCUGAGACAGUCUGGAAUGGAGACACUGGAGCACGUGGCCAUUACCUUGACGAUAACGCACCCUUGCCGUGGCAACGUGGAGAUUGUGUUGGUCUGCCCUAGCGGUAUGACAUCAAUCAUUGGGGCACGCCGUGCCAUCGACAGAGACCCUGCAGGCUACCAGGACUGGACUUUCUCCACUGUGCGCUGCUGGGGAGAGAGAGCUGAAGGCCAGUACACCCUGAAGAUAUCUGACCACAAGCCGUCGCCUGACCAGUGUGCCACUGUGGGAGUGUUGAAGCAGUGGGCGUUGACCCUGUAUGGUUCCUCUAUGACCUACAGCGAGGUCAAGGACAGACAGAGGCUGGUGGAGGAGGCUAUGAGUGGUAAUUAUCUGGACAGCAGCUUCUCUCUGCCCUGCCCUCCAGGCCUGGAUAUCCCUCCAGAGAUCGUCAGCCCCUUCACCUCCAACAGCCUCAAGCAAACUCAAUAUAUUGGUAACCAGACUGCUCACCCCUUUAGAAAAUCAACAUUAAAGUUCUUGCUGUUGCUGGGCUGCUUUGCUCUUUUCUGGUCUCUCUACUCCACACUGGAGGUCACACUGGCCCACCUGGACCUCAGGGGCCUUCUCUGCCUGCGCAGAAGACAGGGAGGUCACCAAGCCAGGAGGGGGCUCCGAGGGAGAGGAGUGGAGGAGGCAAUGGUGGAGGAUGGGGAGGAAGAAGAGCGGGAUUCAGGGGUGGAGUUGCAUGCAGUGCUGGACUCCAAGGCCAAAGCGUUGCUUUUAAAUGGAGAGCAGCUGGCAACAUAGCACUGAGCCAGAUGAUGGGUCUAAAACUUCUCUCUGUCUGUGCUCAUGGGACGUCUCAGGCUUUCAACUUCUCUUCCCCACCCACCUAUCCUCCAGUCAACCUUAUCUGUGGUGGUGGGGGGUCACAGUGUGGAUUGCAGAUGAACUUCACUGAAGAGCAGACUCUUGUCUGCAAUCCCCAAACACGCGGCCUUGUAUAAAAAUCUGUGUUUGUGCCGUGACAGUACAUGCAGGAAUAUGUGUGUUCUUGUACUUCUGUCGCUCUAACAAAUGUCCUCAUAAAGUAAGAAAAAAUUAGCUGAAUCCUCCAAUGUGAGGAUAUUUUAUCAGUCCUCGGGUUACAUUUCCCAUCAAGGAUAGGUUUGGGUUAGAGCAUGUACUGGAGAGGGACCUAACAGGCUUUAAUGUCCCAGUACAAUUGCAUGUUUGCAUGUUGUGAAAGUGUCUAUACAGGCUUGUCUGUAUGUAAAUGUGUACCCAGAAAGGAACUGAGCUUACAGAUUGGUGGGAUACACUUUACGGACACCUGUGGGGUCAUUAAACCAAGAGACAGAUGUGGAAAAAAAGCUGUGUUUGAGUGUGUGUGUGUGUUGUGACAUCUGUGUGUGUGUUGUGAGUGAGUGGGUGGGCUUGUAAUAUGCAAGGUCUUCCUUGAAGAAGUGUCCUCAAAUGUGAGGUUCCUAGAGGGUACUAAUGUAUUUUAAGAAUAAGAUUUAUUUUCUGAGGUGAUAUUUGAUGUAUUUGAUUUUUAAGUUUGGGGUUAUUAUCUGUGGGUUAUCAACCAACUACUGAUGAAAACUUGAAGUGGGAUUUUCAAGUGUGGGAUUUGUAGAUGUAUUUUUUUAUGAAGUGUAAUAUAUACACAUUGUGUGCCUGCUGUACAGAUAUAUACCGACUGUGUUUAAUGAUUUAUACAAAGUGUUUUUAAGAAUGCAUUAAAGAGUUCUAAUUUUUUAAUGGAAAGGAGUGUUUGGUGUGAAGUUGGAAACUGUGGUUUGCUGAGCAAGUCACAGGUAAUCUGAAUGAUAAUAAAAGACUGUUGGCAGAAUA